GCAGAGCAGAGCAGAGCAGGUGGCCCUCCUUGGGAUGCUGCUGCUGCUGCUGCUGGCGCCGGUGGUGGUCCCUCUGCUUCUGGAGCGUGAGCGAUCCAGGCAGCCUUCCUCCUGCUCUUGGCUUAUGUAAAAGGCAAGCGAGAGAGAGGCAGAGGAGGAGCAGUGCGAGGUCCAGGCAGAGCACCGCGGAGCGGAGCAGAGCAGAGGGGCUCCCCGAUGUGCGAAGUGGGCCCCCGGCCUCCCUUCCUGGACGGAGGAGGAGGAGGAGGAGGAGGAGGAGAGACCCCUCCGUCCAGCGCUCUCUCUCCGCCGGGGCUCCAGGGGGGCUUCGGGGCCGGAGAGAAGGGGCGAGAGAUGGGAGAACAGCCCAUCUUCACCACCAGAGCGCAUGUCUUCCAAAUUGACCCCACCACCAAGAAGAACUGGGUUCCUGCAAGCAAGCAGGCUGUAACUGUUUCCUACUUCUAUGACAGCACAAGAAACAGCUAUCGAAUUAUCAGUGUGGAUGGAGCCAAGGUGAUUAUAAAUAGCACUAUCACACCAAAUAUGACCUUCACAAAAACAUCACAGAAAUUUGGCCAGUGGGCUGAUAGCAGAGCGAACACUGUGUUUGGCCUGGGUUUUUCUUCUGAACAACAGCUAACCAAGUUUGCUGAGAAAUUUCAAGAAGUAAAAGAAGCUGCCAGACUAGCCAGAGAGAGAUCUCAGGAAAAAAUAGAGACUUCCAGCAAUCAUUCCCAAGAAUCAGGACGUGAAACUCCAUGUUCUACUCGGGCAUCAAGUAUAAAUGGAACAGAUGAUGAAAAGGCAUCGCAUGGUGGUCCUUCUGAUGCACAGCUGAAAACAGAGAACGACAGGUUGAAACUUGCACUAGCACAAAGUUCCUCUAAUGUAAAGAAGUGGGAGAUAGAACUGCAGGCUCUUCGGGAAAGCAAUGCCAGACUGACUUCUGCACUCCAGGAAUCUGCGGCCAGCAUAGAACACUGGAAAAAACAGUUUUCAGUUUGCAAAGAAGAGAACGACCAACUUAGGAGUAAGAUUGAGGAACUGGAAGAACAAUGCGAUGAAAUAAAUAAGGAAAGAGAAAGAAAUGUGCAGCUGAGCAGGCGCCUUCAGGAAUUGGAAACAGAGCUUCAAGACAAAGAUUUGGAACUAGAGGAUCUUCGGAAACAGGGUGAAAUCAUUCCACAACUGGUGACAGAAUGUGAAACAGUAUCUCAGAAAUUGCAGGCUGCUGAGAAGAGGAAUAAAGACCUCGAGGAGAAGGUCAGAGCCCUGAAGACAGAAGUCGAAGACAGCAAACACAGACAAAAUCAUCUUAAGACUGAGUUACAGACUUUUUUAGAUGUACUAGAUGGAAAGAUUGACGAAUUGCAUGAUUUCCGGCAAGGACUGUCUAAACUGGGAGUUGACAACUAGGGAACAGCAACAUUUCCAUUUGGGGUAUGCGUGGGUAGGGAUGUGUUUUAAAUCCUGAAUAUUUCUUUCACACACACACACACAAAGAAACCCAACACAAAUAGAUUGGUUCUUCCUGUUUGCAAUGUGAUUUGUACAUAGAUUUAAUGGUUUCAUGUUUUUUUUUUCCUUACUUUUUCUUUCCAAAAAUGCUGUUUGCUCUUUCUUUCUUUUUUUAAGAGAGAGGGAAAAAAGAAAGAAGGUAAGAGAAAUGUUUAUUUCCUAUUGCUCUGGCCCUUUGAGAGUUUGUGAACAGGAGAGGGGUCUUGCCUCAGGAAAACGAACUCAGACCUACCUUUAA
Sceloporus undulatus (fence lizard) is the source of this 1759-nucleotide messenger RNA. RefSeq names its product homer scaffold protein 2 (gene HOMER2). Gene Ontology annotation, molecular function: ATP binding; protein serine/threonine kinase activity; G protein-coupled glutamate receptor binding. The record is from RefSeq and is a predicted model, not a curated record. Gene Ontology annotation, biological process: G protein-coupled glutamate receptor signaling pathway; regulation of store-operated calcium entry; protein phosphorylation. The coding region runs from base 217 to 1419 and encodes 400 amino acids. Gene Ontology annotation, cellular component: dendrite; cytoplasm; postsynaptic density. NCBI's taxonomy places the organism in Eukaryota, Metazoa, Chordata, Lepidosauria, Squamata, Phrynosomatidae. The transcript is spliced from 9 exons.